Messenger RNA from Emiliania huxleyi CCMP1516, 189 nucleotides. RefSeq lists its product as hypothetical. NCBI's taxonomy places the organism in Eukaryota, Haptophyta, Isochrysidales, Noelaerhabdaceae. The annotation marks the transcript as partial. Gene Ontology annotation, molecular function: calcium ion binding. The transcript has a single exon. The record is from RefSeq and is a predicted model, not a curated record.
GACGAGGUCCGCGCGGCCUUUGAAGAGUUUGACACCGAUGGCUCGGGCUCGCUAGAGGUCAAGGAGCUGCAGCAGGCGCUCGCCCGCCUGGGCGUUGAGACAAGCUCAGACGCCGCACGACGCAUUCUAGACAAGUUUGACAAGGACGGCGACGGCACAAUCGGGCUCGACGAGUUUACGAAGCUGGUU